AUGUGCAAAGGCCCUGGUGCCUUUGAACAAGAAAAAUGGGAUGUGCUCAGCAUGGCUGUACUGGACACAUGCCAUCCAGCACUGCAGCCAGUAGCAGGGGCGACAGGAUCAGUGGGAGGGGAGGCCCUGGCGGCAGAGCCCCCUGUGUGGUCAGCCAGCCUUGUGCACCCGCCUCCUAGCGCGCUCCUGCCAGGGCUCGGCCUCGGACCAGAGUCGUUAUGUUUCUCAGCCCUCAAAGCCGCCCCAGGGUCACCAGGCCGCGCUUCUGCUCGGGCUCCGGGAACGCUAGCGCGGCGGCCUCGUCCUGCGGGGCGCGCCCGCCGGGUCCACGCCCACCCCGGACCAGGCCCCCUCCCGCCGCUCCCCAGACCCUGCCCCGCUCCAGUCCCUCCAUUCCGCCUGGAGCCUCCAGCCCGCCAUCCCGACCGGCCCACGCCGGUCCCCGCCCCUCGCACCCCGGAGCCCUCAGCGCCCAACCCCGGCCCCGGCCCCUCCUCGCCGGCCCCGGCAGCCGUCUCCCCUCCCCGCUGGCCCGAGGUCAGCGACCCCGCGCGGCGCCUCAGGGUCUCCGGACAGCGGCGGCGGCUGCGGAGGCGGAGGCGGGGCUCCCGGCAUGCUGAGCCUAACGACUCCACGCGCAGUGAAUUGCCAACUCGCGGCUCAGCGCGCCGGGAGGCCGGCGAAUCGCUGCUCCCCGCCGGUCCUGCCGCUCCACUCUGCGGGUCGGGCAGCGCCGCGGUUCUCACCUCCCCUUCCUCGGCCGCAGCCUCCGUCUGCACCCGCGCAGAGCACCGCGCGCUCCCCGGCGAACUCCCGCCAACCGCCGGCCCCGCCCUCCCUCCCCGCGCUCGCGCCCCCGCCCGCAGCCCACCGCGCCGAGGGCGGGGCCCGACUUCCCCACGUCCCCACCUCACACAGAGGGAACCGCCACAGCCCGCGCCCAGACUGCGCGCACGCACCGAGGGCGCAGGGAGAAGGCCGGCCACCAUCCACCUCCGACCCCGGGGCCGCCGGGGCCGCCUGGGCCACCAGCAGCGCCUGCAGCUCUGCACAGGCUUCCAUUCAACCUCGCACUCGGAGACGACUGCGGGGCUUCACUCAGCUUCUCCCCUUCGGCAGAGCAGAAACAACACAGAGCCGGUUGCCCUGCGUGUGCUCAGUCACUGCAACCACCAGCAUGUCCACCUGCCUGCCCUCCUGCCAGAAAAACACCGCUGGAACUAG
Dipodomys spectabilis (banner-tailed kangaroo rat) is the source of this 1224-nucleotide messenger RNA. RefSeq names its product vegetative cell wall protein gp1-like. Bases 1 to 1224 code for a protein of 407 amino acids. The record is from RefSeq and is a predicted model, not a curated record. The transcript is spliced from 2 exons. NCBI's taxonomy places the organism in Eukaryota, Metazoa, Chordata, Mammalia, Rodentia, Heteromyidae.